Messenger RNA from Oppia nitens, 1202 nucleotides. RefSeq lists its product as uncharacterized. Bases 153 to 944 code for a protein of 263 amino acids. Gene Ontology annotation, cellular component: nucleus. NCBI's taxonomy places the organism in Eukaryota, Metazoa, Arthropoda, Arachnida, Sarcoptiformes, Oppiidae. The transcript is spliced from 4 exons. The record is from RefSeq and is a predicted model, not a curated record.
UUGACAACAGAGACACCAAACGACUGUCCAAUGAAUGUAUUAAAUGGAGAGACAAUCGACUCAUUUGUUAAUCCAAUCAUUUACUCGUUGUUUGCAUUGUUUUAGCCAUAGAUUAGUCACUUAAUUGAUCACUGAUUUCAUUGGAUGCAACUAUGGCUCGAGUAUCUCAAGAAGUGCUCACAAAUACUAUUAAAGAUAUCUUAGAGUCAGCUGAUCUUAAUGUGAUGACCAGCAAACUGGUGAGGAAUGAGCUCAAGAAUCGACUUAAAAUAGAUGACAUCGACUCUUAUAAGAAACAAAUUAAUGAUAUCAUUAAUGAUGUUAUUUAUAAUUUAAGUCAAAAAAAUCACAAGAAAAGUAAAGACAAAAUCAGUGAUAAUAUUAAUAAUAGGAAAUUGAAGGACAAUGUAGUGGACACUAAAACUAAUGAAAAGAGUGAUAGUAGUAGUGAUAGUGAUAUUGAAGACGAUAUCAAUAAAAAAGACAAGAAGAACAUAACAAAGAAUGACGAAGAAUUUGCACGAAAACUAAACGAAGAAGAAAUGACUUCAACCCGAAGAGUCACCAGAAAUAGUCUUAAACCACAGAAAAAGAGAAAGACAGUGAAGAAGAAAGAGAAGAAAGAUAAUUGUGAUGAAGACAAGUCUGAGAAAAAACGAAAUACAAAUAAAGGUUACCUUAAGAAGUGUGUCUUAUCUACUGAAUUGGCGCACUUCUUAGGACAACAAGAGAUGGCCCGAUAUGAAGUGGUCAAACGGAUCUGGUCUUACGUUAAAGACAACAAUCUUCAGGACCCAAAGAACAAACAGUUUGCGAUUCCCGACAAUCAGUUGACACCAAUUUUCGGUCUGUAUUUUCAUUAUCAUUAUUAUUACAAAAUUGUUCACAUAUUUUGUUUAACUAACAAUAAUUGUCUGUCAGUUAGACUUGUUUUAUAUAAAUAGUAAACUAGACUUUGAUAUACUGUUGUAUUAAAACAUUAUUACAAUUCAAAUCAAAUGUGAUAAACAUUUGUCUCAAUUAUAAAAUAUCUGAAAAGCACUCACUUUAAUGCUUUCAAUUAAAAAUAUUUUUGUGCGAUUUAUAAUCAGUUACUCUGACUUUUCACUAUUAAUUACAAAAUUUUGUCCAUUUCUUGAUUAUUCUUAUAGUAUUUAAUUUACAAUCAUUUCAUUUAUGACAUUUUUUAAAAAACAAUGAUC